This is a messenger RNA of Penicillium olsonii, 1110 nucleotides long. The record is from the annotation of a GenBank genome assembly. Lineage: Eukaryota; Fungi; Ascomycota; Eurotiomycetes; Eurotiales; Aspergillaceae.
AUGGGGAAAUCGUGGAGUCAGAGUGUGUGGAUUCCAAGCCCUCCAAUAACCGAGCAGAAUGUGAGAAAUCUUUAUGGAAAGGCAAGCACAUAUUACUGGCUGCUAUGUACUGCGCUCACAAUAUCCCAGGUCUUUGUGAUAACUGGGGCCAAUUCAGGCGUGGGUUUCGAGCUAGCGAAGAUCCUUUAUUCCGCAAAUGCGAAAAUCUACUUGGCUGGUAGAUCUGAAAAGCGGGUGCUAGAAGCAAUUCGACUACUCCGAGAUGAGUUCCCUUCGUCGGAGGGAACACUGCUCUGGCUAUCAUUGGACCUGGCCGAUCUAUCUUCGAUCAAAAUAGCGGUGGAAGAAUUUAUGAGCAAGGAAGAAAGGCUAGAUGUGCUUUGGAAUAAUGCAGGCGUGAUGUACACCCCUACCACUGCCAAAUCAGAGCAGGGAUAUGAUCUUCAACUAGGCACAAAUGUGCUGGGUCCUUAUCUUCUUUCUGCCUUACUAUAUCCCAUAUUGAAAAAGACUGCAGAUAUCUCCCCACGCAACUCCGUCAGAGUGUGUUGGGCCAGCUCUAUAACGAUAGAGCUGGCUCCUCAUGGUGGCAUCAACAUAGAUGAAAAUGGCUCGCCAGUGCUCUCUGAUGAUAGGCUCACUAACUACUGUGUUUCAAAGGCUGCAAACAACCUGCUUGCUUCGGAGUUUGGAAAGAAAUGUCGAGAUGGAAACGUACUCAGCGUUGUGAGUGAAUGCAAAUCGAACCUGCUCUUUUUUGGAAACAAAACACAUUCUGACACAGAAAUAUUCCAGGCUUUCAACCCGGGCAACCUGAGAACAGGAUUAACUCGUUACAUGACAUUGCCUUUUGUUGGUUUGAUAGUGCCUCAUCUCAUGAAUCUCGUUAUGUGGCCAGCCCGCUAUGGGGCCUACACGGAGCUAUAUGCGGGUCUUUCCCCUGACUUGACCCUUGAAAAACAUGUCGGUGCAUUCAUCUGGCCAUGGGGUCACGUUGGGUAUCUACGUCCGGAUAUCGAGAGUUCUUUACAUUCACAGGAAUACGGUGGGACAGGAAAAGCCGCACAGCUGUUAGCAUGGUGCGACCAAGAGACAAAAGAUUUCAUCUGA